Messenger RNA from Trichoderma aggressivum f. europaeum, 1005 nucleotides. RefSeq lists its product as uncharacterized. Gene Ontology annotation, cellular component: endoplasmic reticulum. Gene Ontology annotation, molecular function: ketoreductase activity. NCBI's taxonomy places the organism in Eukaryota, Fungi, Ascomycota, Sordariomycetes, Hypocreales, Hypocreaceae. The record is from RefSeq and is a predicted model, not a curated record. The transcript has 2 exons. Bases 1 to 1005 code for a protein of 334 amino acids. Gene Ontology annotation, biological process: fatty acid elongation.
AUGGAGUCGAUUACGAGCUUCCUAGAGAACGUGCCUCAGCCCGUACAGUGGGCUUUGGCUGGAAUUGGCGCCCUUUACCUGGGGUCCAAGUUCUUCAGCUACCUUCGGCUGAUCUUCAGCUCGUUUCUGCUCCCUGGCACCAAUCUCCGUAAAUAUGGCAAGCCGGGCGCCUGGGCUGUCAUUACCGGUGCCUCCGAUGGUCUAGGCAAGGAAUAUGCCACGCAGAUCGCUGCCAAAGGCUUCAAUCUCGUGCUCGUUUCCCGAACCCAGUCGAAGCUCGAUACUCUGGCCAAGGACCUCGAACAAAAGUUCACCGGCAAGGGUCUGCAGGUCAAGACGCUGGCAAUGGACUUUGCCCAAGAUAACGAUGCGGACUACGAGAGACUACGAGAGCUUGUGCAGGAUCUGGAUGUCGGUAUCCUGAUCAACAACGUCGGCCAGAGCCAUAGCAUUCCCGUUUCCUUCUUGGAGACGCCCAAGGAGGAACUGCAGAACAUUGUCACCAUCAAUUGCCUUGGGACCUUGAAGACUACUCAGAUCGUUGCCCCCAUUCUCCAAAAGCGCAAGCGUGGCUUGAUCUUGACCAUGGGCUCUUUCGGUGGUUGGACUCCCACGCCUUACCUGGCCACCUACUCCGGCAGCAAGGCUUUCCUCCAGCAGUGGAGCAAUGCUCUGUCAUCUGAGCUUUCUGAUUACAACGUCGAUGUCUACCUGGUCCUCAGUCACCUUGUCACCACCGCCAUGAGCAAGGUUCGCCGCACCAGCUUGCUCGUCCCCAACCCUCGUGGCUUCGUCAAGUCUACGCUGGGCAAAGUCGGACUUGGCGGCUACCAGACGGCGCCCAACACCUACACUCCAUGGUGGAGCCAUGCAUUCAUGCUGUGGGUGAUUGAGAAUGUAGCUGGUGUCAACAGCCCCAUCACGAUCUGGUACAACAAGAAGAUGCAUAUUGACAUUCGCCGCCGUGCUCUUCGGAAGCAGGCCCGCGAGGCAAAGAAGCAGUAA